Molecule: messenger RNA, 1877 nt
Organism: Exophiala xenobiotica
Lineage: Eukaryota; Fungi; Ascomycota; Eurotiomycetes; Chaetothyriales; Herpotrichiellaceae
Exons: 2
Coding region: 660-1877 (405 amino acids)
Biological process (GO): carotene catabolic process
Molecular function (GO): carotenoid dioxygenase activity
Source: RefSeq, a predicted model, not a curated record
CUACGGUAUUGUACUCAACGGCGUACAGCCUCACACUUGAGCCGAUCAGACAAUAGUGCAAGAGGCACUACCCUGGGAGAAUGGCACAUAUAUUCGACCUUGCCCCUCAAAUAUCCCUCCCGAACUAUACCAACGGGAUCAGGUCCUCCGACCGUGUCGUCUACCCAUCUACCGGCGUAUUCCAGGGAUUCAACAAGCCCUCCCGCCUCGAAGGGGACAUCUUCGACCUUGAAUUCGAUGGCACUAUCCCUCCCGAGAUCGACGGCACAUUCUACCGGAUCCAGCCCGACCACCGCUUCCCGCCCAUCUUCGAAGAUGACAUCCAUUUCGUAAGCACAUUCCUCUACAUUUCCGUCUUGUCCCUUGUCAUGCUUCGGAUAGGAUCAACACUCUGAUAUGCCGCUCCACCGUAGAACGGCGACGGCAGUGUCACAGCCAUUCGGAUUGCCAACGGCCAUGCGGACUUCAAACAGCGCUAUGUCCAGACGGACAGAUACCAAGUGGAAACCGCCGCUCGGCGUGCGCUGUUCGGCCGCUACCGCAACCCAUACACGGAUAAUGAGACGGUCAAGGGAGUGAUCCGCACCGCAGCGAACACAAACAUCACCUUCUGGCGUGGCGUACUCCUCGCGUCCAAGGAGGAUGGGCCACCCUAUAUCAUGGAUCCAGUCACACUCGAAACGAUAGGGCGGUAUGACUUUGAAGGCCAAAUUCUCACCCCUACGUUCACGGCUCAUCCGAAAUUCGAUCCAGACACGGGGGAAAUGUUGUGUUUCGCAUAUGAGGCUGGCGGCGACGGACACGACGGGUCGAAUGAUAUCGUCGUAUGGACGAUCGAUCGUGACGGUAAAAAGACUGAGGAAUGUUGGUACAAGGCACCAUUUUGCGGCAUGAUUCAUGAUUGCGGAAUCAGCAAGAAUUAUCUGGUGCUCCCACUCACGCCAAUCAAGUGGACGGGGAUGGACAGGCUGAAGAAGGGAGAAAAUCAUUGGGCGUGGGAUUCUAAAGAGGAUCAGUGGUACGGCGUCGUGCCGAGACGAGAUGGGAAGCCAGAGGAUAUUGUGUGGUUCAGGGCCGACAACGCUUUUCACGGCCAUAUCGCCGGCUGCUACGAGAACGAAGAAGGUCACAUCAUUUUCGAUCUAACAGUAGCAGAUGGUAAUGUCUUCUUCUUCUUCCCGCCCGUGGAUGAGGAGGAGGCUCCGCUCACGAAGCGCAAUCAGCUCAGCAGUCCGACCUGCAGAUGGAUUUUCGAUCCCAAAGCCAAGUCAGGGACGAGAGUGAAUCCAUCAGAGACGUGGAUGACCAACGGCGAGUUCUCGCGCAUCGAUGAUCGCUACGUGACAAAGAAGUACAAUCACUUCUGGCAGGCUAAAGUCGACCCGACCAAGCCAUACGACCUCUUAAAAUGUGGUCCGCCAGCCGGUGGACUAUUCAAUUGUGUUGGCCACUACACGUGGGAUGGCCGAACGGAGGAUGUGUUCUUCGUAGGUCCAACAGCGACGUUCCAAGAACCGUCGUUCAUUCCAAAAGAGGGAGGAGGCGAAGGGGAGGGAUAUAUCAUCGCCUUGCUCAAUCAUCUGGAUGUGCUGAGAAACGAGAUCGUAAUUCUGGAGGCUCUCAAUGUGGCUCAGGGACCUGUUGCGGUGAUUCAUUUACCGUUCAAAUUGAAGUUGGGCUUGCAUGGAAAUUUUGUGGACCAGAGAGAUAUUGACGAGUGGAUGAGGAGGAGGUCAGAGGCGGGAGAUGUAGGCCCUGCGCAGCCAGCCAAGGACCCAUUACCAUGGCAAGUCCGACAGCAGGAGACGCACUCUUAUCCGAAUGGUCACCAGGACACGAAUGGAGCUGCCUCGAAUGGGGUCGACCAGAAUCAUUGA